Mizuhopecten yessoensis (Yesso scallop) is the source of this 1169-nucleotide messenger RNA. RefSeq names its product electron transfer flavoprotein regulatory factor 1-like. Gene Ontology annotation, cellular component: mitochondrion. The transcript has 2 exons. The coding region runs from base 39 to 323 and encodes 94 amino acids. Gene Ontology annotation, biological process: respiratory electron transport chain. The record is from RefSeq and is a predicted model, not a curated record. Lineage: Eukaryota; Metazoa; Mollusca; Bivalvia; Pectinida; Pectinidae.
UUUACAUUUAGUGGUACAGGUGCUAACGCUCAGGUGACAUGAUGGCCAUGAGCCAGCGAAGUCGUGUUAUACAGCUCUACAAAACGCUGCUACACAUGGGGCGUGAUUAUCCAAAGGGGCAUGAAUACUUCAGGGAACGACAGAGGAACGCUUUUAGGAAGAACAGAAAUAUAACAGAUCCGCAAGAAAUUGAUGCCCUAAUCACCAAAGGAGAAUAUGUCCAAAAGGAAAUUGAGGCACUGUAUUUUUUGAUGAAAUAUCGGACAAUGAAGAGAAGAUACUAUGAUAGUCACAAUUCAAAUGAAACAACUUCACAGAAAUAGUGAUAACUAAUUUGUGGUGACAAGAAACAUAUGCCUGGAUAAAGAAAAAAAAAUUAAUGAAAGAAGAAGAAAUAUAUUUUAACAUACCUGUGAUAAAUUUCAUCUUUUAGGGAGCUUGAAAGAUUUUAUCAGCAAUACUAUGCAUUUGUGUAUAACAUUAGAAUGUGUAAAUUAAUGUAUAUUAUAGUGUAUAGAUGGGACACUCGGACUAGAAAAGAAUACAGGUGCUUGUAAGGGAUGGGGGCUUUAUUUAGUCAAAUACAGUAUUUGUCAACCCUUAUAUCAGUAGUUAAAGCUGUGCAAACAUUCUAGAUCUGUAGCCUUGAAACAAAAAAUCAAAAUAGGAUUUCCAGUUUGUGUAUGUUUAAAGAAUGAAACUGACGUACUGGUGAGAAGAUUUCAUAACAUUUCUUACAUUAAUUGUUUCUAGUCGCAACACACUUGUCAAUAUACAUUUUUUUUUUAGUAUACAAUGCAUGCAUACCAAAACUCAUACAUGCAUGAAAUAAUUUUAUGGCCUAUUUUACACUGGUAAUAUUUCAAAUAGUCUAUUUUUAGUUUCAAUCAAAAUAGGAAAAAGGUCAGUGUUAUUCAUUAGUUGUAGUUAUGACUAAACAUACAUGCAAUCUUUCUUUCCUAACUGUAUAUAACUUUACUUAAUUAAGUAUUUACUAAUUUGAAGGAAUUUUUCUGGAAAAAGUUACCCCAAAUAUGAGAUCCUUGAGUUAAGGACCAUACAUUCCUGAACAGUAAAUAAGUAAUCUACAUGUGAUAAAAAGCUUCAAUAUUAUUCCAUGUGUGUUUUUGUAAACAUUUAGUGGUUUAAUAAAUUAUCAUUUAUAUUUA